Molecule: messenger RNA, 1668 nt
Organism: Gadus macrocephalus (Pacific cod)
Lineage: Eukaryota; Metazoa; Chordata; Actinopteri; Gadiformes; Gadidae
Gene: prpf4
Product: PRP4 pre-mRNA processing factor 4 homolog (yeast)
Exons: 14
Coding region: 1-1551 (516 amino acids)
Biological process (GO): mRNA splicing, via spliceosome
Cellular component (GO): U4/U6 x U5 tri-snRNP complex
Molecular function (GO): protein binding; U4 snRNA binding; U6 snRNA binding
Source: RefSeq, a predicted model, not a curated record
AUGUCUGACGAUGAAGAUGCUCCACGCACCGCCAAGCGCACGCGGAUCUUCUACGGAAGCCUGGAGGGGCAGGAGAGACAGCGGAUGGGCCGAGAGGCUGGAGGCGGGACUAAAGGAGGAAGUGCUGCCAUCAAGGCCGGCAUCAAGGCUGGAAACAUCAACAUCUCUUCAGGGGAGUUUCUGGAGAUCGAGGACCGCAGUGCCAGCGGGCCGAGUGGGGAGCGGCAGUCCGAUGUGUUGGUGGAGUUUGAGCGCCGCCGUCGCGCGCGCCACCUAGCCAUCUCCACUGAUGACAGCGAGGUCAAAGGUUGCCUGCGGAGGCUUGGCGAGCCAAUCACCCUCUUUGGGGAGGGGCCAGCCGACCGCCGGGAGAGGCUGAGGGCUGUUCUUUCAGUUGUCGGGGGCGACGCCCUCAGCAAGUCCAAAAAGGAUGCGGAGAGCUCUCGACCACGCCCCCAAGAUGAGCGCCAGGAGACUUGGUACCACGAAGGCCCCGCCUCCCUCAAAGAAGCUCGUCUCUGGUUGGCCAAGUUCUCCCUACCCAGAGCUGUAAAGAGGUUGGACGAGGCCCGGAUCCAGAAGGAAGUAUCUGAAUCCGCCCGUACCAUCCGCCAGCAGGAGCUCCACAAGAACCUGCAGAAUCUGAACAACUUCUGCUCUCAGAUCGGAGACGACCGUCCGAUCUCCUACUGUCAGUUCAGCCCUGACUCCAAGAUGCUGGCCACGGGCUCCUGGAGCGGUCUUUGUAAGCUGUGGUCAGUGCCCGACAGCCAGCUGGUCCGGACCCUCAGAGGUCACAACACCAGUGUGGGGGCGGUGGUGUUCAGGCCCGGCUCCACCCUCUCACUGGAGCCGUCCGACGUUAACCUGGCGUCCUGCUCCACCGACGGGGUCGUGAAGCUCUGGAACCUCCAGAGUGACGAGCCAGUGGCCGACAUCGAGGGUCACAUGUCGCGAGUCUCCCGACUCGCCUGGCACCCUUCUGGAAGGUUCCUGGGAACCGCCUGCUAUGACAACUCGUGGCGUCUGUGGGACCUGGAGCUCCGGGAGGAGAUCCUGCACCAGGAAGGUCACAGUAAAGGAGUCCACGACCUCCACUUCCACCCAGACGGAUCUCUGGCCCUCACUGGCGGACUGGACGCCUUCGGACGGCUGUGGGACCUCCGCACUGGGCGCUGCAUCAUGUUCCUGGAAGGACAUCUGAAGGAGAUCUACAGCGUCUGCUUCUCUCCUAACGGUUGGCAUGCGGCUACAGGAAGUGGUGAUCACACCUGCAAAGUGUGGGACCUGCGCACCCGGAAGUGCAUCUACACAAUCGCCGCCCACCAGAACCUACUGUCCUCUGUUCGAUUCCAGCCCACCGACGGUCACUUCCUGUUGACGGGCGCCUAUGACAACACAGCAAAGGCCUGGAGUCAUCCUGGUUGGUCGCCUAUGAAGACCCUGGCAGGACACGAGGGAAAGGUGAUGGGCGUGGACAUUUCCCCUGAUGGUGGGCUGAUCGCAACCUGUUCCUACGACCGGACCUUUAAACUCUGGCUCUCAGAGUAACACAUUUCACACUCACUUAUCAUUACUACAGAUUAAAAAAAAAAGUUUUUACAUUUUUCUUUCAAUGUAUCAUUUUAUUUUUCUCCUUUUUUACAAAUAAAGAAAUACAAACUUAAA